This is a messenger RNA of Micromonas commoda, 1782 nucleotides long. RefSeq lists its product with no specific name. Lineage: Eukaryota; Viridiplantae; Chlorophyta; Mamiellophyceae; Mamiellales; Mamiellaceae. The transcript has 3 exons. Gene Ontology annotation, biological process: positive regulation of transcription by RNA polymerase II. The coding region runs from base 1 to 1782 and encodes 593 amino acids. Gene Ontology annotation, molecular function: protein dimerization activity; DNA-binding transcription factor activity, RNA polymerase II-specific; RNA polymerase II cis-regulatory region sequence-specific DNA binding. The record is from RefSeq and is a predicted model, not a curated record.
AUGGGUAACCCGCCCAAAGGAAAGGCGUCGGUCAAAUCGGCGGGGUCGACGCCGUCGCCCGAGCAGAAGAAGCCGACUGCGCUCGGCCGCAAGAAGAUCCGCAUCGAGCGCAUCGCGGACGAGCGCAACCGACAGGUGACGUUCACGAAGCGCAAGAACGGCCUCAUGAAGAAGGCGAUGGAGCUCUCCGUCCUCUGCGACUGCCAGAUUGCGCUCAUCAUCUUCAACAGCAACAACAAGCUCUUCCAGUACUCCUCCGGCGACAUCAACCAAGUGCUGACCCGGUUCAAGGGCGACACCGUGGGCCCGCACGAGAAGCGGAACAAUAAAGACCUGUUCAACCAGCACUUCAAGAACCAGCCGAGGAACCCUAAUGGACCCCCGAACCCGAUGGACGAUCCCGACGACGAAGACUCCGAUUCCGACGAGCCGCCCACAAAGAAGGGCAAGUCCAAGACGGCCGCCGCCAAGGCUAACGCCAAAAGUAACGCCAAAUCCGGCGGUAAAUCCGGGCAUGUAACGGUGAACAAGCAUCAGAGCGCCAAGGAUAACGCCAAAAAGAGGAAGCACGCCGCCUUGGCCGCCGCCGUCGCCGCGAGGAAAGCCGCGGAACGAGCCGCUUCCUUCGCCGCGCAAUUCUCCGACGAUUCCAUGGACGAGGACGAGCUCGACGCCGCGAACGGCGUGGCGAGCCUGACGCCGACGUCCGAACGGACCCCGACGUCGCUUGACGGGUCCGGGAGGUUCGGCGCAGGGGCGCUGGCGGCGGUGGAGGCUGCGCGGCGCAUCGCGAGUCAGUCGAUGGGAGGCGGUUCGUCGGGUGAUCGCGCGGGUCAAUUUUUGCAAUCGCUCAACGCCGCCACCGACGCGCUGAACGCGUCCGGCCAAUUCGGCGCGUCCGGCGGCUUGCUGAACCUCAGCGGCGACGGGAAGGCGUCGCCCGGUGGGUUCUUCGGCGGCCUCGCGGGCGCCGGGAUGACGCCGACGGGUUUAUCUUUCGGCGGCCUUCCGUCGCCCGGCAGCGGGGGCUUGCCCGCGGACUUGGGCAGCAUGGAGCUCCCGUCCCCCGUCGCCAGGGCGCUGCAGGCGGGCGCCGGUAACGUGUCCCUCAACCUGUCCGUGGGCGACCUCAACACCACGAGGUUCGGCAAGGAAUCCAACGAGAAGGCGUCCAACGAGAAGGCGGACCGAGCCCGCCGGUCGCGCGUGGAACCCAAAGAUCUCUCCAUCCAGAUCCCCGAGAACAAGCUCAAGCCCAUCACGGUGGGCAACGGCAAGGCGCUCAACGAGUCCGCGUCGGGGCACUCCCCGGGCCCGCUGACCUCCUUGCUGCAGCAGGGCGCCGCCGGUCAGCUCAGCGCGUCGCAGAAGAGCGGGUCCGCCGGCGGGGUAAAGCUGGAGCGCGACAUACUCGCGCGAUCAGCCGACAAGGCGCGAGACGACGACAAACAACAGUUGGGCGACGGCGGCGGAUCGUUCUCGCUGCCAAAGGCGGAGGGCUCCGACCGCCCGACCCCGGACCGCAUGGGCGCGGCGGACGCGACGAACGAGACGGACGACGAUUUCCUCAACUCCGGGGGCGAGGCCGGGCGCGGCGAAAGACGCGGGGGCGGGGGCGGGGGCGGGGGCGGCGGCCGGCGAAAGGGUGGUUCCGAUUCCGUCGGCAAGCUCGAGCCCCCCGCGCCGGAUCCGAAGGCGGGGUCGAAGCGGACGAGGAGCGCGAGCGUGAGCGACCCGGCGCCGUCGUCGGCCCGGUCCACGCGAUCCAGGCGCGGGGGAUGA